AUGCAUGAUGAGGAAAUUGAUGCAGUUGUUGGACAAAACGCUCCCAGCAAUGUUAAGCUAACCUCUCCUAAUAUUCAAUAUGACAUUAUUAAUGCUUUUGCCAUUGAAACUGUUAAUGCUAUUAUUCAUGAUCUGGAGAUGAUUCUUUUUGCAAUUUUGGUGGAUGAAUCUCGCGAUAUAUCUGUGAAAGAGCAAAUGAUUGUUGUGUUACAUUAUGUUGACAAAAAAGGAUAUGUAGUUGAGAGAUUUCUUGGCAUUAUUCAGGUUAAUGAUACAAGUGCUUAUUCUCUUAAGUUAUCAAUUGAUUCAUUAUUUUCCAAGCAUGGAUUAUGUAUAUCAAGGGCAAGAGGGCAAGGUUAUGAUGGAGCUACCAAAAUGAGAGGUGAAUUCAAUGGGUUAAAAAGUUUGAACAUGAGGGAGAAUGAAUCAACAUAUUAUAUUCAUUGUUUUGCUCAUCAGCUUCAACUUACACUUGUUGCUAUUGCAAAAAAUGAUGUUCAAGUUGGAAGUCUUUUUAACAUGGUAGCUGAUCUAGUAAAUAUUGUUGGAGCUUCUUGUAAGCAGCGAGAUAUCCUUCGAGAACGUCAAGCUGCUCAUGUUUCUGAAGCAUUAUCUAUUGGUAAACUUACAAGUGGACGUGGUUUGAAUCAAGAAGCUACGCUUAAAAGAACAGGAGAUACACAUUGGGAUUAA
Molecule: messenger RNA, 693 nt
Organism: Pistacia vera
Lineage: Eukaryota; Viridiplantae; Streptophyta; Magnoliopsida; Sapindales; Anacardiaceae
Product: zinc finger MYM-type protein 1-like
Exons: 1
Coding region: 1-693 (230 amino acids)
Source: RefSeq, a predicted model, not a curated record